Messenger RNA from Fomitiporia mediterranea MF3/22, 6801 nucleotides. RefSeq names its product SNF2 chromatin remodeling protein. The transcript has 14 exons. Gene Ontology annotation, molecular function: ATP-dependent chromatin remodeler activity; ATP binding; ATP hydrolysis activity. Lineage: Eukaryota; Fungi; Basidiomycota; Agaricomycetes; Hymenochaetales; Hymenochaetaceae. The coding region runs from base 53 to 5887 and encodes 1944 amino acids. The record is from RefSeq and is a predicted model, not a curated record.
CCCUGCAUUCUCGUCCGGCGCUUCGGCCCGGACAUUCCCGACAUUUUUUAUAAUGACUUCAAGGUUAGACAGACUAUUAAUUCUGCUGGACACCGGGUCGUCGACCUCGGUGCGCACGACGGCAGCAAAGCAGCUCGCGCAGCUUGCAGCCAAGAGCGUCAGAAGUGACGUCGGCGGGGACGAUGUAAAUAUUAUCUGUUUGCACGGCUCCCUAGAUGAUCCCUCUGCUUGGGCUGAACUUAUGUCCGUCGUUGCUCGAGUCCUUCCUUAUCUACACUCACGAUCUUACGAAACACGAUCAGCUGCUUCAGUAGCACUAUCUCAAAUAUGCUCCCUCGUUCCUCUCUGGCAACCUCCAGGAUUAGAUGAGGACUCGAAAGAUGCCGCCUCGUUACCGCCUCCCGAGUUUUCAAAUUUUUCCGUACGACAGCUCAUGGAGAGCAAGACUCGCCUUCUCGCGUCGUCUGGGAAAGAGUUCUCCAAACCUGCCGGCAUUUUUCAAAACAUCGCCGAAGUACGGAAAGCCCGUAAAGAGGCUAUGGGACGAUUAGGCUUAGGCUUCCUAGACGUUGCUGACGACGAUGAAAUGGACCUUGACAAGGAGCUCGCUGCGGCGGACGAACUUAAUGUUGAUGCGGAGAUGAAAGUCAGCACUCCAAAGGAUGAGCCAAGUAGUCAGCAAGGACUUGGUUCACCUACAGAGCAGCAAAAGAAGGACGCACCUCCCCUGGAGCGUUUGAAGUCGAGUACGCCCGUCGCGUCCGAAGACGAACUGGCUGGAAUGUCGGCUCGAGAACGUAACAGAUUAAAGCGAAAACGAAAACCGGGAAAUGCUGCUUUUGUAUCCGCCCCUCCACCACCGCCAAACGGUUCCAAGUACAGCGCAACCCCUGCAGGCGGGUCGUCUGCAAAAGCUCGUCUUGUUUCCUCUGACGGAACAGCACAGAAGUCUCGUGUUGAGGACUCCAAAUCAGGUGUUGCUCAGGACAAGGUCGUGGUUGAUCCUACAAAAGGAGGUGCCGUUGAGGCGAAAGCUGCACAACAGUCAAAAGCCCUCGAAGUUCAGCCAGGUGUAUGGGUCUGGGAUGGUGUAGUCAAAGUGCUUGAAGUUGAUCUCUUCAGUCCCGCAUGGGAGGUACGCCAUGGUGCAGCCUUAGCUCUGCGAGAAGUUAUUAAAGCCCAGGGCAAGUGCGGAGGCAUGAGAGCCGACGCAUCAGCCGCUGAAAACGCAAUCAAUCACGAACAAUGGUGCAAUGCGCUUGCUGCGAAGUUCCUCUGCGUCUUCGUGCUCGAUCGAUUCGGAGAUUUCGUUUCUGAUCAGGUCGUCGCACCUGUUCGAGAGACAGUCUCGCAAACGCUUGCCUCCCUGCUCAUCCACAUGCCGCGUCGCUCGGUCUUGCACGUUCACGACAUCCUCCUUCAAAUGAUUAAGCAAGACUUUGCCCUAGAGCAUCCCUUACCAGACGCUAAAGUCGCCAAGGGUGUCAAUGAUCAGCAAAAUGGUCAUGGCACUCAGUAUGUGUGGGAAGUCAGACAUGUCGGCUUACUCGGGAUCAAGUAUGAGGUUGCGGUACGCUCUGAUCUUGUGGACGAACAUGUGGUGAAGGAGGAAGGUGUUGAAGGACUUACGAGUGGAAAAGAUGUCCUUCGUGGUAUUGUGGAUGCCGCCGUACUGGGGUUAGGAGACUCUGACGAUGACGUUCGAGCCGUCGCCGCGUCGUGCUUGCUCCCUAUUACGUCCCAGCUCGUUGGCCAGUUACCAGAAGAGCUUCCGAGAGUAUUAGCCGUUUUGUGGUCUUGUCUUGGUGACAUGAAAGACGACCUUAGCUCGAGUGUUGGAGUUGUAAUGGACCUCCUCGGAAAGCUGGUCGGUUUCGACAAGGUCAUCGAAAUUUUGGCCGCUCCGGACAGCUUCAAACCUUUGACAGAUCUAGCUCCUACACUGUUUCCCUUCUUCCGACAUACGAUCGCAUCUGUUCGCCUCGCCGUUGUCAAUACCUUGCAUUCGUUCUUGAAAGUUCCUACUUUGCCUAAUGAAUGGAUCAAUACUGCAUUCCUUCGACUGUUGGUACAGAACUUGGUUGUCGAAGAGCGAGCCGACGUCCGACAGGCAACACUGGACGUUUGGUGGACUGUUCUUGAAGUGGUUCGUACUGUGGAUGGAUGGAUGAUGGCUCUGGUAACUCCACAGACACUUUUGGAGUGGUACGCACUUGCCAUGACGCCUCUUGGUGUGCCGAUCGACCCCGCAACUCUGUAUCAUCCAUCUGUGGGCAUGCAAAACGGCAAUGGACCUGCACCGGAACGACAUAACGUCGACAAGAACAUGCUUGCACAGGAUCUGACGCUCGUUCCCGUUGAGGUUAUCCUGCGUGGACGCGUCGCAGCUGCAAAAGCUUUUGCAUGGCUCUGCGUAACGUGGCCGGAAUCAGGCCAGAGGCAUGAUGAGAUGUUCCGUCCAAUGCUCGGACAUUACAUUCAAUCACCGAGCAUGUUGCAGAAGUUCUUAGCGGCAGUCAUUGUCGAAGAGUGGUCGCAUAAAUACGACGAAAUGCCCUUGCCACCGGGUGUUGAGAAACACGAAUUAUUGGUGAAAGAGUCGACGUUGGUGAUGGAGGUCUCAGAUGAAAUACUGCGGUGGUUACAGGCAGAUCCUCCUGUGGCGUAUCAUGAGAUGGCAAUUUCUCUUGGUAGAAUUUUCAACGAGUGCAAUGCGCUUCUGCAAUCCUUUAUGCAAGAUUGCAAGGUCUCACCGAAGGCAAUUCCGUUCUUGGGUGCGACGAUCGAUAUUCAUGGUACGGAAGAAGGCGCAUUCUCGAUUGCCACUGCCCAGCAAGUCAUCGGACCGAUCUUCACCUCGCUCAAAGAAGGCCUUGGACGAACGAAGAAGAAGGAAUUGAUUUCUUUGCACGAAAAACGAGUUCGCUUGGAGGCGUCAAUCCAACAUUAUAAUCAGGUUAAGACUCAGCACGACGUUCGGGUGUCUGCGGCCUUUGCUGGUGCAUAUGUCUCGCUCAAGAUUCUGCCUGAGAAAGUUUCGCCAAUUGUGAAAGGAAUCAUGAACGGCAUCAAGAACGAAGAGAAUAUUGACUUGCAAGCGAGGUCUGCUUCAGCCGUUGCCACAUUUGUGUCGACGUGUACGGCUAUGAAGAUUGCCCAGCCUCCCGAGAAGAUCGUGAAGAACUUGUGUACCUUCCUCUGUCAGGAUGUGGGACAGACGCCUGCAUUCGCACUGACUAAACAACUGGAGAAAUGCAUUUGGUCAGCAAAGGCCAUUUUAGCAAGCGAGUCGCAGACAGCAAAUGGGAAAGGUGCGAAGAUCGCGCAAGUGGAUUUCCCGUCCGAGGCGGACAAAGCGAGGAUUUCACGAAGAGGUGCAGAACUUGCCUUCGGGGCGCUGUCAUCAAAGUUUGGCGAGCAGUUGUUCGCCCAGGUCCCCAAGAUGUGGGAGUUUAUGGCUGGCGGUUUGUUGGCUACGUUCCAAACAGAUUUUACCGUUCGUGAUGCCGAUAAACUCAUGGACAAGCAAACGGGUCAGGACGUGAUCGACUCGCUGAGUGUCUUGAAAGUUACCGCUACUACCCUGCAUGAAGGGCUUCACGAUCAUUUAGUCGAGCUGCUACCGAAGCUGAGCCUCGCCCUACGGAGUCGAUAUGCUAUCAUUCGUCAAUGUACCGCGAAGUGCUUUGCAACGAUUUGCAGUGUAAUUACGGUACAGGCGAUGAAAUAUGUUAUUGAAGAGAUCACCCCUUUCCUGGGAGAUGCCAAAAUCACAACUAACCGACAGGGCGUUGUUGAGUUGAUCUAUCAUGUAGUACAGGAACUUGACAUCAAGGCUCUACCUUAUGUUAUUUUCUUGAUUGUACCCAUACUUGGACGAAUGAGCGACACGGAUAAUGAUAUCCGAACGACUGCUACGAAUACUUUUGCAGCCUUAGUGAAGAUGGUCCCUCUUGAGGCUGGACUUCCAGACCCUCCAGAGUUUUCUGAGGAGCUGCUUCGCCGUCGUCAGGAGGAAAGGAUGUUCUUAACGCAACUUUUAGACGGGAGCAAGGUCGAGCAGUACAAUUUGCCAGUGAAAAUAAAUGCCGAGCUACGAAAAUAUCAGCAGGACGGAGUCAACUGGCUUGCUUUCCUCGCCAAAUACCAAUUACAUGGCAUCCUUUGUGAUGACAUGGGUCUUGGAAAGACACUUCAAUCAAUUUGCAUUUUAGCUAGCAAGCACUUCGAGCGUGCAGAGCGAUACAAUGCGACUCAGUCCCCUGACUCGGUUCAUUUGCCUUCCCUUAUCGUUUGUCCUCCGACUCUUACUGGCCAUUGGUACUAUGAAAUCCUCAAGUACACGGAGACCUUGAAACCCCUCAUGUAUGUGGGAUCAGCGCGAGACCGUCAGCGGCUCCUAUCGAAGUUCCCCGCCUACGAUAUCAUUAUUACGUCUUACGAGGUAGUCAGGAACGAUAUUGCGAACCUACAGAACCUGAACUGGCAUUAUUGCAUUUUGGACGAAGGUCAUGUUAUCAAGAACUCAAAGACAAAGCUGACAAAGGCGGUCAAGCAGAUUCGUUCUAACCACCGUCUUAUCCUCUCUGGGACACCUAUUCAGAACAAUGUUCUCGAAUUGUGGAGUUUGUUCGACUUCUUAAUGCCAGGGUUCCUUGGCAGCGAAUAUUCAUUCAACGAGCGAUUCAGCAAACCAAUAUUAUCGAAUAGGGACGGCAAGUCCAAGAAUGAUGAAGCGGCGGCCCUUGCACUCGAGGCGCUCCAUAAGCAGGUCUUGCCGUUCCUCCUUCGGCGUCUCAAAGAGGAUGUCUUGAAUGAUCUACCACCGAAGAUCAUUCAGGAUUAUUAUUGCGAGCUCUCAGACAUGCAGAGGCUUCUUUAUGACGAAUUUGCGAAAUCUCAUGCCGCCGACUCGGCUACAGAUCUUGUCCAGACUAGUAACGGCGAUGUCAAUAAAGGUCCUGGACAAAAGCAUGUUUUCCAGUCACUUCAGUACCUGCGAAAGCUUGUCAAUCAUCCGGCGCUGAUUCUAAAAGACGACCAAGAAUCUAUUAAAGCGGCUUUGGAGAGGGUACAAGCUAAGGACACCGUUGAGGGCCUGCGAGAUAUAACACAUGCACCGAAGUUAUUAGCACUCAAACAAAUCCUUCUUGACUGUGGCAUCGGUACAGGAGCAGCUGCGAGUGUCGAUACGACGGGUAAAAGUGAACUCCUCGAGACGGAAGACACUUCCGCAGGAGUCUUCUCGCAGCACCGCGUACUCAUCUUCUGCCAAUUGAAGCAGAUGAUCGAUAUUAUCGAAUCGGAUCUCUUCAAGAGGCACAUGCCGAGCGUAACGUACAUGCGCCUUGACGGCGGGACAGAUCCAAAUAAACGACAUGCAAUUGUGCAGACCUUCAAUGCAGAUCCUAGUAUUGAUUGUCUUCUAUUAACAACGCAUGUGGGUGGUUUGGGUCUGACUUUAACUGGCGCGGACACGGUCAUAUUCGUGGAGCACGAUUGGAAUCCGAUGAAGGAUCUCCAAGCGAUGGAUCGUGCACACCGAAUUGGCCAAAAGAAAGUAGUGAAUGUAUACCGCUUGAUUACGAAAGGUACUUUAGAAGAGAAGAUUAUGGGCUUGCAACGUUUCAAGCUCAACAUAGCAAAUUCAAUAGUAACACAGCAAAAUGCGGGGCUAGAGUCCAUGGACACCGAUCUAGUACUUGAUCUCUUCAAGCGGACGACGCAGGAGGAAGAUGCUGCUGCGGCCAAAAAGCGGAAGGAGAGAGAACGAAGCGGGCAAUUCGGUCAAAAGAAUAUCCUCGAGGGUCUCGAGGACCUCCCCGCGGAGGAGGAAUACGAGAGCCUUACUCUGUCAAGCUUCAUGGGUUCACUUGGACAACAAUGAGCUUUAGAGAUAACCCCUCCUUUUCUGUCUGGCACUGCCACCAUUUAAUAUCCUUAUUCACAUUUUAUCCUCCCACUUCACAUUUGAUUAUUCAUCUUCACAACGGCUUGAAUGCAAUUUUUUACUCGCUUUCGCACGCAUGCUAUGAGACUUGUAUAAUUCUGUGGGAUAUAUUGUAGCAUCAAUGAUAAGUAAUAUUUUCUGCGUUACUCGUCCCUCUAUAUAGUACAAGUGAGUAAGGAAGGGAAAGAUCGUCAUCUGAAAAUGUCGAUUGAAAGCAUCGAACCCAAUUAGAAAAGCAUGUAUGGCCCUCCAGGUCGUUGAGGUGGCUUGGAUCGUAAGAUACGGCGACGUAAACGAGGAAGAGAAAACACGAGUAAUAGUCCACCUACGCCGACAAGAAUACCCGCGAUAGUUCCCACGAUGGCCCCAAUGCUCAUUGAUUUGGAUCCGCCUGAGGGCGACUGAGGAUCAGUCGUGUCAUCGGAUGCACCGGAAUCAGACGACGAAGGUCCAUUGGCUGACGUAGUUGAAUUUUGACUGAGGCACGAGGUGUCCGAACCCUGACUAACGAAGAACUGGGAAGAUUGAGCAGAGACGACACCCGAGUGAGCGGUAUCUGACGCAAGGAGUGUGUACGUGCCCUCGGGGACGUUAACCUGUGACCACGAAAUAACACAUGUACGUGCGUCGAUAGUCGUUGAGAGCGUCCUCUCGACGAGUGGUGGCGCGGACUGAUUUGGCGCGGGAAUUUGAGAUGAAACGGCACGCUCAUUGGUGACUACUAUAGUCAACGGGACAGAUGUGUUCGAGUUGAACUCCCACGUAAAUAACGCUGGAGAACAUGUUGUCACGUUUCCGGGAGGCGUGAAUUGGAGGGCCCCGGAGGGGACGGCCGAGGCAGAUGAUGAGGA